Molecule: messenger RNA, 2292 nt
Organism: Opisthocomus hoazin
Lineage: Eukaryota; Metazoa; Chordata; Aves; Opisthocomiformes; Opisthocomidae
Source: RefSeq, a predicted model, not a curated record
UCUCGAAGGAGGAGCAGCAGUCUCAAACUGGUGUCCUCCGUGCGAUGUUCUCAACGACUCCGAAAUAAAGAAAACUUGGAAGUAGUGAGGGCUGAGGCCAAACAAGUCUCCCCACCUCAAUGUGUGACAAGACCCCAGGCCGCAACAUCUGCUAAAGCCUCAGAGGCCCUUCCCGAGCCCCUUCCUGUCCCGCCAGCAGCAGGGAAGAUUCCCUUAGUAGAAAUCGGUGUCAGUGAUCGCGUUAGCGCUGAGCUGCACCUCCAGAACAGCGCAUCUGAACCGGCAGAGAAGCUCUCCACAACCGUCAUCUUGAGCUCAGGUGAUGUCUCUCCCAAGGAAAGCAGGGUCGACGAACUGCCGCCUGCAGCCCGUGAGCUGGUGUUCCCUCAGACCCCCGAGGCAGACGGUGCAGCAGAAAGCGAGGCUGCGUCUGAGCUGAAGACAGGAAAGGCAGCUAAUACUACAGUCAUUUUAAGUGACGAGCCUUGGCUGGAGGAGGUAGAUGGCUCUGCUCAGGUACAGGAGGGCUCUGCUAAGCAGCCUUCCCAGCGUGUAAGGGAUAGCCCGGAGACUCCGACAGGCUCUAGGCUGAGCCGCCGCUCAGUGCGCAGAAGUCUGAUGGGUAAAGCUUCCAUGACUCGCAGAACCUCCUUGGCAGAGAAAUACUCACUGGCCAGCAAGAGGGAAAGCAUGAUCCGGAAAUCUAUCACCAGGACAAUGGUCAAGAGGAAGGCGGCUCGAAAGUCAUCUGUGUCCUCCGCUUGCGUGGAUGUCUCCAGCUCUGGAGAGGUGCCAGAGGAUGAAGAAACAGUUGUCAAAACUGGGCCUCCUCCUGGACCUUGUACCCCCACCAAGUUGCCGCAGGAGCCGAGCAACAACGAAAGCAACUUAAAUAAGAAUGGAGAGACCCAGGAACCACCCCAGAGUGCCAGGAGAAAGCCAAGUUACAAAAGAGCUGUGGAUGAACGCUACGACAGUCAGCAAGCAGAAGACGGAGGGCUUUCUCCUCCGAGAAGAAAGACCCCAUCCCCUACCUUUCCAGCCAGCAAAGUUGUACGUCCUUUCAAAACAUUUUUGCACACUGUGCAGAAGAACCAGCUCCUCAUGACGCCAUGCUCUGUGGGGAGAAAUGGAGUAAUAAAAUCUUUUAUCAGGUACAACACUCCUCUCCAAUCUGAUCCCAAGGAAAAGGAGAGACAGAAGCUAGAGACUCUGAGGAAAAAGCAAGCAGCUGAGCAGCUGAGAAAACAGAAACUGGAGGAAGAAAAGAAGCGGCGACUAGAAGAGGCGAAGCUGAAGCGUGAGGAGCGGCUGCGCAAAGUGCUGCAAGCUCGGGAGCGGGCAGAGCAAAUAGAGGAAGAGAGGAAGAGGCGCAUAGAGCAGAAGAUAGCUCUGUUUGAUGAGAAGACUGAGAAGGUGCGGGAGGAAAGGCUGGCAGAAGAGAAGAUCAGAAAGAAAGCAGCUGCCAAGAAAAUGGAAGAAGCAGAGGCCCGGCGCAGGCAUGAUGAAGAAGUCAGAAAACAAAAAGCACUGCAACAGGAGGAGGAGGAACGUCGGCACAAAGAGCUAAUGCAGAAGAGGAAGGAAGAGGAGCAGGAACGUGCCAGGAGGAUUGCUGAGCAGCGACAGGCGGAACAGGAGAGAGAGAAACAGCUGGCUGCAGAGAGAGAGCUGGAGAGGAAGAAGGAACAGGAGAGGAUCCAGGCAGAAAAGCUUCGUGAACAGCAGGAGAAGGCUGCUCGCCUGCAGAAGGAAGCGUUGGCUGCAAAAGAACAGCUCCUCAAGGAGACAGAGAAGAAGGAACAGGAGGAGCAGAGGCUGGCAGAGAUGAAGAGGCAGGAGCAGGAACAGAAGAAACUGCCAGAGGAACAAAAGGCUACAGAUAUAGCCCACACACAGCACCUCGAAAACAAAGAGAACUCGCCUGCCUGCAGUUCGUACCAGAUGACUCCAAAGGUCCAGAAGGAUCCAAAGCCCCCCACGAUAAAUCCAAACAACUAUGGAAUGGAUUUGAACAGCGAUGACUCUACUGAUGACGAAAGCCAGCCUCGCAAGCCCAUCCCUGCCUGGGCCACUGGGAAUCAGCUUAACCAAGCUGUAAUCCGCCAGUACUACAACCCUCCCAACGUCGACGCAAUCUUUGGGGUGAUCGCAAGCCCCAAGCUGGAGGACAUCUUUUACAAAAGCAAACCGCGUUACUUUAAGCGCACGAGCUCUGCUGUGUGGAGUUCCCCGCCGUUUUCAGGUGUCAAAUCGGCUCUAGGUCUGCCAUACAGCCUGAAAAAGCAGUGA